Molecule: messenger RNA, 2399 nt
Organism: Phycodurus eques (leafy seadragon)
Lineage: Eukaryota; Metazoa; Chordata; Actinopteri; Syngnathiformes; Syngnathidae
Product: potassium voltage-gated channel subfamily D member 2-like
Exons: 7
Coding region: 337-2196 (619 amino acids)
Biological process (GO): protein homooligomerization; potassium ion transmembrane transport
Cellular component (GO): voltage-gated potassium channel complex; membrane
Molecular function (GO): A-type (transient outward) potassium channel activity; protein binding
Source: RefSeq, a predicted model, not a curated record
CGCGAAGGAACAGGACUUUAUUGAGGAGUAGCUGCAUCGGUGGAGUGGGGGGGGGAAGCCCCUCGCCUUGCGGAUGCUUGGAGAGGAAAGAAAGGGAGGAGAGGAAGGGGGGGGGGAAGAGAAGAAAAAUUGCGCGCUGAAACAAAUCGUCACUUUGCCGCUUUGCCGAACUUGUUGAUGCGACGCUAUUGCGCCGUUGUCCGUCGGCGUGUGCGCGCGAGCGCGUGUGUCUGCAGUAAGGAUGGAUGGGAGGCGAUACGGCAAGUAGUCUCCUGAGAGGAUUUGAUUCAAGUCCCCGUCGAGGCAGUUUAAGGAGCAGCCUACCCUAGGGUCAGCAUGGCAGCAGGUGUGGCGGCGUGGCUCCCGUUCGCCCGCGCGGCGGCCAUCGGCUGGAUGCCGGUGGCCAGCACCCCGAUGCCGGUCCCCCCGCAGGACAAGCGCAAAGCCCAGGACGGGCUGAUCGUCCUCAACGUGAGCGGCACCCGUUUCCAGACGUGGCGGACCACGCUGGAGCGCUACCCGGACACUCUGCUGGGCAGCACCGAGAAGGACUUCUUCUUCCACGAGGAGAGCCACGAAUACUUUUUCGACCGCGACCCGGACAUCUUCAGGCACAUCUUGAAUUUCUACCGCACGGGGAAACUCCACUACCCGCGCCAGGAGUGCAUCUCGGCCUACGACGAGGAGCUGGCUUUUUUCGGGAUCAUCCCCGAGAUCAUCGGGGACUGCUGCUACGAGGAGUACAAGGACCGGCGGCGCGAGAACGCCGAGCGGCUGCAGGACGACGAGGAGAUGGACGGCGGCAACGAAGUGACGCCGGUCAACCUGACGGCCAGGGAGUACCUGUGGCGCGCCUUCGAGAACCCGCACACCAGCACCCUGGCGCUCGUCUUCUACUACGUCACCGGCUUCUUCAUCGCGAUCUCGGUCAUGGCCAACGUGGUGGAGACGGUGCCGUGCGGGACGCUGCCCAACCGCGCCAAGGAGGUGUCGUGCGGCGACCGUUACGCGCUGGCCUUCUUCUGCUUGGACACGGCGUGCGUGAUGAUCUUCACGGUCGAGUACCUGCUGCGCCUCAUCGCCGCCCCCAGCCGCUACAAGUUCAUGAAGAGCGUGAUGAGCGUCAUCGACGUGGUGGCCAUCAUGCCCUACUACAUCGGCCUGGUCAUGACCGACAACGACCAGGUGAGCGGCGCCUUCGUCACGCUGCGCGUCUUCCGGGUCUUCCGGAUUUUCAAGUUCUCGCGGCACUCGGCGGGCCUGCGCAUCCUGGGCUACACCCUGAAGAGCUGCGCCUCCGAGCUGGGCUUCCUGCUCUUCUCGCUCACCAUGGCCAUCAUCAUCUUCGCCACCGUCAUGUUCUACGCCGAGAAGGGCUCCGCCGCCAGCAAGUUCACCAGCAUCCCCGCCGCCUUUUGGUACACCAUCGUCACCAUGACGACGCUCGGGUACGGCGACAUGGUGCCCAAAACAAUCGUGGGGAAGGUGUUCGGCUCCAUAUGCUCGCUGAGCGGGGUGCUGGUCAUCGCCUUGCCCGUGCCCGUCAUCGUGUCAAAUUUCAGCCGCAUCUACCACCAAAGCCAGAGGGCGGAGAAGCGACGAGCCCAGAGGAAAACUCGGCUCGCUAGAAUCCGUGCGGUGAAGAUUCGGGGCACUAAUGCCUAUAUGCGCUACAAACAAAACGGGCUCCUGAUCGACUCACUGGAGGAGGCCUCCAAGGAGGCAGGACAAGCCCUGGUGGGGAAGGCCGCCAGCCCUCCGUUCGAGAGCCAACACCAUCACCUGCUGCACUGCCUGGAGAAAACCACGAACCACGAGUUCGUGGACGAGCAGACGUUCCAGGCCAACUGCACGGAGAUCUCGGUGAUCAAAAAGUCGGGCUCGCGCACCUCGUCGCUGUCGUCGUCGCCGCCGCACGGCCUGGGCUCGUGCUGCUCGCGGCGCCACAGGAAUAAGAGCGGCUUCAGCCUGCCCAGCACAAACAACCAGGAGCUCAGCACCAUCCGGAUCCCGGAGAGGCCCGUGGCCAACAGCCGCUCCAGCCUGAACGCCAAACCGGACGAGAGGGCGCCCUUGAAAUGCGACCAAGCUUACGUCAGCCCCCGCAUGGUGACCCUGGCCUCCCCCACGGCGAGCUCGCCCGGCCCCGCCUCGGCGUACUCUCAGAGCAACAUUGUGCGAGUUUCGGCCUUGUAGACGCCUGCCCGGAGACCUUUGACCCCCCUCCCCCCGCCACCCUCCCCUCAACGCACCCCCCCAUGCUCAAGGAGACGGGACCAGCGAGCAUGAACCUGCCAUAACCCCGGAGGGAUUACGAGAUGAUUUGUUUCCGGCCGGUGAUCUCAUCUGAUGUCAAACUCUUUCUGCAUGUUUUUUUUUUUUUUUUUUUUUUUUUUUUU